GCGGGGCCGGACGCCGGACACCCGAGCGCGGGCAGACGAACGAGCGGGAGGCAGGGCGGGCGCAGGGCGCCCUUGCCCGGAGCCAUGGGCGCAGCGCGGCGCGGGGCCCGGGAGCGGCGCGGCCCGGAGGCGCGAGGGGCCGGGGCGCGGGCCCGGGGCCGCCUGUAGCCGGCACCGAGGGCGCGGGCCCGGGGAUGAGGGCGACCGCGGCGGGGAGCCCGUCUGCGCGCCGCGGCGCCGUCCCGCCCAGAGAGCGAGCCCGAGCAGGUAGACGCGUGGCCGGCGGUCUGGGGGCGCGCCGCCUCCCGGACCCCAGAAUGUGAAGCGGGGAGGGCAGAGACGCAGAGACGGCCCGGCCGGGCGCCCUCGCCGCCCUCCGGCAGCCGCGCCGCGCUCCCCUUCCCCUGCCCGCCGAGGCCGCGCCGACCCCGCGGGCCACGGCCCGGGCAGCGAAGCCGCUGAGCCCCCGCGUCGCUCGGACGCGGCUUCGGCCCGCAGCGGGUUCGUGGCCCGGACGUGGUAGGAGCAGGGCCAGGGACGGUGCGUCCGGCCUCGCCCGCGGCUCCUCGCCCAGACAAGUUUGAACAAUGAUCACAGUCAACCCUGAUGGGAAGAUAAUGGUCAGAAGAUGCCUGGUCACCCUGAGACCCUUUCGGCUUUUUGUCCUGGGCAUUGGCUUCUUCUCACUCUGCUUCCUGAUGACGUCUCUGGGAGGCCAGUUCUCAGCCCGGCGCCCGGGGGACUCCCCCUUCACUGUCCGCACAGAAGUGAUGGGUGGGCCGGAGUCCCGCGGUGUCCUCCGCAAGAUGAGUGACCUGUUGGAGCUGAUGCUGAGGCGCAUGGACACGCUGGCCAGACUGGAGAACAGCAGUGAGCUACACCGGGCUGCUGGCGACAGGCGCUUCCCUGUGGACAGGCUACCCCCCGGGGCCGGCCUCAUGGAGCGGAUCCAGGCCAUAGCCCAGAACGUCUCGGACAUCGCCAUGAAGGUGGACCAGAUCCUGCGCCACAGCCUGCUCCUGCACGGCAAGGUGUCUGAAGGCCGGCGGGACCAGUGUGAGGCACCCAGCGACCCCAAGUUCCCUGACUGCUCAGGGAAGGUAGAGUGGAUGCGUGCCCGCUGGACCUCUGACCCCUGCUAUGCCUUCUUCGGGGUGGACGGCACCGAGUGCUCCUUCCUCGUCUACCUCAGUGAGGUCGAGUGGUUCUGUCCCCCGCUGCCCUGGAGGAACCGGACGGCCACCCAGAGAGCCCGCAAGCCCCUCCCCAAAGUCCAGGCAGUUUUCCGGAGCAAUCUAUCCCACCUCCUGGAGCUGAUGGGCAGCGGGAAGGAGUCUCUGAUCUUCAUGAAGAAACGUACCAAGCGGCUCACGGCCCAGUGGGCACUGGCUGCCCAGCGCCUCGCGCAGAAGCUGGGGGGCGCCCGGCGGGACCAGAAGCAGGUCCUUGUCCACAUUGGCUUCCUGACGGAGGAGUCUGGGGACGUGUUCAGCCCGCGGGUGCUGAAGGGCGGGCCGCUGGGGGAGAUGGUGCAGUGGGCAGACAUCCUGGCUGCUCUCUACGUCCUGGGCCACGGCCUCCGGGUCACGGUGUCCCUGAAGGAGCUGCAGAGUAACUUAGGGGUGCCGCCAGGCCGGGGGAACUGCCCGCUCACCGUGCCCCUGCCUUUCGACCUCAUCUACACCGACUACCACGGCCUGCAGCAGAUGAAGCAGCACAUGGGACUCUCCUUCAAGAAGUACCGGUGCCGCAUCCGGGUCAUCGACACCUUUGGGACGGAACCUGCAUACAACCACGAGGAGUACGCCACCCUGCACGGCUACCGGACAAACUGGGGCUACUGGAACCUCAACCCUAAGCAGUUCAUGACCAUGUUCCCUCACACCCCGGACAACUCCUUCAUGGGCUUCGUGUCCGAGGAGCUCAACGAGACGGAGAAGCAGCUCAUCAAAGGCGGCAAGGCCAGCAACAUGGCCGUGGUGUACGGCAAGGAGGCGAGUAUCUGGAAGCUCCAGGGGAAGGAGAAGUUCCUGAGCAUCCUGAACAAGUACAUGGAGAUCCACGGCACCGUGUACUACGAGAGCCAGCGGCCCCCCGAAGUCCCGGCCUUCGUGAAGAACCACGGCCUCUUGCCGCAGCCUGAGUUCCAGCAGCUGCUGCGCAAGGCCAAACUCUUCAUAGGGUUUGGCUUCCCCUACGAGGGCCCUGCCCCGCUGGAGGCCAUCGCCAAUGGCUGUGUCUUCCUGCAGUCCCGCUUCAGCCCGCCCCACAGCUCGCUCAACCAUGAGUUCUUCCGGGGCAAACCCACCUCCAGAGAGGUGUUCUCCCAGCAUCCCUACGCAGAGAGCUUCAUUGGCAAGCCCCACGUGUGGACUGUCGACUACAACAACUCAGAGGAGCUCGAAGCAGCCAUCAAGACCAUCGUGAGAACCCAGGUGGACCCCUAUCUGCCCUACGAGUACACGUGUGAGGGGAUGCUGGAGCGGGUCCAUGCCUACAUCCAGCACCAGGACUUCUGUGCGGUCCCAGGCCCUGCCCCCGCAGGGGUCCGAGCCCCGGAGAGCCCCUUCAUCCUGGCCCCCAACGCCACUCACCUCAAGUGGGCCCGCAACGCCAGCUUGGCCCCCGGGGCCUGGCCCCCAGCGCACUCCCUCCGGGCCUGGCUGGCCGCCGCUGGGAGGGCCUGCACGGACGCCUGCCUGGACCACGGGCUGAUCUGCGAGCCCUCCUUCUUCCCCUUCCUCAACAGCCAGGACGCCUUCCAGACGCUGCAGGUGCCCUGUGAUGGCACUGAGUCGGAGAUGAACCACCUGUACCCGGCCUUUGCCCAGCCGGGCCAGGAGUGCUUCCUGCAGAAGGAGCCUCUGCUCUUCAGCUGCGCCGGCUCCAGCAGCAAGUACCGCCGGCUCUGCCCCUGCCGAGACUUCCGCAAGGGCCAGGUGGCCUUGUGCCAGGACUGUCUGUGAGGGCGCCCACCCGGCUGGCCCUCCCCGCCGCAGGAGAAAGCACCAGCAGAUUC
Aethalodelphis obliquidens (Pacific white-sided dolphin) is the source of this 3019-nucleotide messenger RNA. It is a transcript of the gene MGAT5B, whose product is annotated as alpha-1,6-mannosylglycoprotein 6-beta-N-acetylglucosaminyltransferase B. Gene Ontology annotation, biological process: protein N-linked glycosylation. Gene Ontology annotation, cellular component: Golgi apparatus. The transcript has 18 exons. The coding region runs from base 588 to 2966 and encodes 792 amino acids. Gene Ontology annotation, molecular function: alpha-1,6-mannosylglycoprotein 6-beta-N-acetylglucosaminyltransferase activity. NCBI's taxonomy places the organism in Eukaryota, Metazoa, Chordata, Mammalia, Artiodactyla, Delphinidae. The record is from RefSeq and is a predicted model, not a curated record.